CCUCAAUACCACUUUUGACUUAGUCAUCCAGCCAUAUUUAUAUAAAUACAUUGAUAGGUCUAAGUGAGCUUCACUUUAUGUGGGCCAAAUCCAAAGUAGGAGGGAACUAAAUAACAAAUUGUUUUAGUUGUACAGCAGGAGUGAUCUGAAAAAUAUCUAGAUGAAUGAUUGGAUUUUUCAAACAUACACACUAAUUAUUAUGCUGAGUAUUUAACAUCCAUCAGUUUCUCUCAGUGAUGUUUCACCUAAUGGUUUUGGAAUAUUUUUCUUUUACCAUUUCAUAGUGGAAAAGAAACCUCAAUUAGGCAUAAUGCUGAUUAAAAGAAUUAGUGUAACUAGGAGAAACAAACAAUUAAAUUGGUUGGUACAAUUAGCCUUAUGUAAUUAAUUACACUUGAAAGCUUUAGUAUGAAAGGUUCUUUAAAUGAGUAUAGGAACAAGGAUUAAUUUGUGACUGUAUAUUACUCUGAUGGAAACUAAAAGUGGAACCUAGUUGAUGUACACAUGCAAGAGUUGUCUUAACUCUUCUUAACCUUGCAAUUUUUAGACAAAGUCACACAAAAUAUCUUACCAACUUGAUCCAUAUUAUGGACACUCUUGUUGUGAUUAAGGUGCUGAUUCUUUAUCCACCUACAUACAUAUUUAUUGAAAUUGUUAAUGUAUUGCUUAAAACAAUUACUGUCAUGUCUUCUCAGAAUGAUGAAAUGGUUAUUGGAUGGCCACUUGGUCUUAGCUUCUUGAAUAUCAGACUUAGAGUUGUGGAAGCUUCUUCAAUGAAACCAUAUCAAUUGCACAUGCCAUCCACUAGUUUCUCUUCAUUUUCAACCUCUAACCUUGAUACUGAGUCUACAGCAUCUUUCUUCAAAGACAACAGUGUAUCCCUUGCACAGUUGAUUGGAUUUAGAUCAGGAGACAGAGAACGAAUGUACUUCCCCAACUCAUUAAGGUUUGAAGAAAGAAACAAGAAAUUAGAGAAGGGUUCUUGUUCUCAUGACUCCAAAGUACAAGGGAGGGACAUGUCUAGAGUCAUAUGCAUACCCGUACUUCUUGAUACACUGCUAAAGAUUAGAAACAGUAAGAAGAGUUCAAGGAACAAGGAUGACAUGAGUAAUACGUUUGAGACUAGAAAUUCAUAAUUCUUGCAAAAUUCGCUACGGAUUUCUAGUCAUCUCAGCUUGAUUUUGUCACAUAAUUAUCCGUUGUAAGUUGUAACUUUCUCAGGUUCCUUGCAACUUGGAUUUAGUUCAUAUAUAUAUAUAUGGUAAUGGCCUUAUUUUGUUUUGA
This is a messenger RNA of Medicago truncatula (barrel medic), 1284 nucleotides long. RefSeq lists its product as uncharacterized. The record is from RefSeq and is a predicted model, not a curated record. NCBI's taxonomy places the organism in Eukaryota, Viridiplantae, Streptophyta, Magnoliopsida, Fabales, Fabaceae. The transcript has 2 exons. The coding region runs from base 588 to 1136 and encodes 182 amino acids.